Molecule: messenger RNA, 4632 nt
Organism: Pogoniulus pusillus (Red-fronted tinkerbird)
Lineage: Eukaryota; Metazoa; Chordata; Aves; Piciformes; Lybiidae
Gene: DAG1
Product: dystroglycan 1
Exons: 4
Coding region: 226-2934 (902 amino acids)
Biological process (GO): axon guidance; morphogenesis of an epithelium; nerve development
Cellular component (GO): basement membrane; dystrophin-associated glycoprotein complex; dystroglycan complex
Molecular function (GO): calcium ion binding; laminin binding
Source: RefSeq, a predicted model, not a curated record
CGCUGGCGGCGAGAGCCGGCGGGGAGCGGCCUCCGGGCCCGGCCGUCGCACGGCUCCUAAGGCUUCUUCUAGAGGGGCAUAACUUUGUGUAGAGAACUUCAUCCUGCUGACUUCAGGUUCCCAGGACUCCUAGGAUGAGGCUGCUGUGAAGGACUGGUGGAUUCCUUGCCUGCACCACGGUGCCUGCAGACUGCCUGCCCCCCCCUUUCCUGCUGAAGCGCUGUCAUGAGGCUGCUGGGAAGAAUGACUGUUGGAUGCCUACUGCAGCCCCCUUUCCUGGGGAGGACUUGGCUCCCCGUGCUGCUUCUGGCAGCCUCUGCUCACUGCCACUGGCCCAGCGAGCCAGCAGAAGUGGUUCGGGACUGGGAAAACCAGCUGGAGGCCUCCAUGCACUCUGUGCUCUCGGACCUCCGGGAGACUGUGCCGGCUGUGGUGGGCAUACCGGACAGCUCUGCGGUGGUGGGGCGCUUCUUCAGAGUCUCCAUCCCCACGGACCUCAUUGCUUCCAAUGGAGAAGUCGUCCAGAUCUCCGAAGCUGGGAAGGACUCCUUGCCUUCUUGGUUACACUGGAACGUGGAGAGUAGCUCCCUGGAAGGGCUGCCCCUUGACACGGACAAGGGUGUCCACUACAUCUCGGUGAGCACGCUGCAGCCCUUCCCAAAUGGGAGCUAUGUGCCACAGGCUGCAAACGUCUUCUCUGUUGAGGUCCACCAGGAAGAUCACAACGAGCCCCAGUCCGUGCGAGUGGCCAUCCAGGACACAGGCGAUGCAGCACCGUUUGUGUGUGGCUCAGAAGAGCCGGUCACUAUCCUGACUGUUAUUUUGGAUGCUGACUUAACAAAAAUGACACCAAAGCAGAGGAUUGAACUCUUAAACAGAAUGAGAAGCUUCUCAGAGGUGGAACUUCAUAACAUGAAGUUGGUUCCUGUUGUAAAUAACAGACUCUUUGACAUGUCAGCCUUCAUGGCUGGACCGGGAAAUGCAAAGAAGGUGGUGGAAAAUGGAGCCUUGCUCUCAUGGAAACUGGGAUGUUCUCUGAGCCAAAACAGUGUCCCAAAUAUCAGCAAGGUGGAGGCUCCAGCUAAGGAAGGAACCAUGUCUGCCCGCCUUGGCUACCCUGUUGUUGGUUGGCACAUUGCUAACAAGAAACCUCACCUCCCAAAGAGGAUGCGGCGGCAGAUCAACGCCACCCCGACUCCUUUGACUGCCAUCGGGCCACCCACCACUGCGGCACAGGAACCACCGACCAGGAUUGUCCCUACCCCGACAUCACCUGCCAUCGCACCUCCCACAGAGACAACAGCACCCCCUGUCCGGGAACCCAUACCGCUGCCAAGGAAGCCAACAGUCACCAUCAGAACGAGGGGCCCCAUCGUCCAGACGCCCACACUGGGACCGAUCCAGCCAACCAAGGUAGCGGAAGGCACUGGCACAGUCUCUGUGCCCAUUCGCCCCACAAUGCCCGGGUACAUAGAGCCCACUGCAGUGAUUACACCACCCACAACUACUACCAAGAAGCCCAGAGUCUCCACACUGAAGCCAGCCACACCAUCCACAACAGAUUCUUCCACAGCGACAACACGAAGGCCUACUCGAAGACCUAAAACACCCCGUCCAACGAAGCCUCCCAGCACAACCAGAUCCCCCAUCUCCAAGCUGACCACAGCCUCCCCUCCAGGCCGUGUACGCACCACAGCUAGUGGGCUCCCUCGGCCCUGGGAGCCAAACGAGCCACCCAAGCUGACAAACCACAUUGAUAGAGUCGAUGCAUGGGAGGGCACCUACUUUGAGGUUAAAAUACCAUCAGAUACCUUCUAUGACAAGGAGGAUACAACCACGGACAAGCUGCAGCUGACUUUGAAGCUGAAGGAGCAGCAGAUGAUAGAGGAGAAUUCGUGGGUACAGUUCAACAGCACCAGCCAGCUCAUGUACGGCAUGCCGGACCACAGCCACAUCGGGAAGCACGAGUACUUCAUGUACGCCACUGACAAAGGUGGGCUCUUCGCCGUGGAUGCUUUUGAAAUCCACGUCCACAAACGCCCACAUGGGGACAAGUCUCCGGUGAAGUUCAAGGCCAGGCUGGAAGGGGACCAUGAUGCAGUGGUGAAUGACAUCAAUAAGAAGAUCAUGCUAGUGAAGAAGCUGGCUCUGGCCUUCGGUGACAGGAACAGCAGCACCAUCACAGUGCAGAACAUUGCCAGAGGCUCCAUUGUUGUGGAGUGGACAAACAACACACUGCCCCUGGAGCCCUGCCCCCGGGAGCAGAUCCGAACUUUGAGCAAAAAGAUUGCAGAUGACUCUGGUGGGCCUAGCCCAGCUUUCUCCAACGUCUUGCAGCCUGAGUUCAAGCCUCUGAAUGUGUCAGUGGUUGGCUCUGGCAGCUGCAGGCACAUCCAGUUUAUCCCUGUGACGAAAGAUGACAGGGUGAUCUCAGAGGCAACACCAACGGUGGCAGCAGGCAAAGAUCCCGAAAAGAGCAGUGAGGACGAUGUGUACCUGCACACUGUCAUCCCUGCUGUGGUGGUGGCCGCCAUCCUCCUUGUGGCUGGCAUCAUUGCCAUGAUCUGCUACCGCAAAAAGAGGAAAGGGAAGCUGACCAUCGAAGAUCAGGCCACCUUCAUCAAGAAAGGUGUACCCAUCAUCUUCGCCGAUGAGCUGGAUGACUCCAAGCCUCCACCAUCCUCCAGCAUGCCCCUCAUCCUCCAGGAGGAGAAAGCCCCACUGCCCCCACCAGAGUACCCCAACCAGAGCAUGCCAGAAACCACGCCACUCAAUCAGGACACCAUCGGGGAGUACACGCCACUGCGGGACGAGGACCCCAAUGCGCCACCCUACCAGCCUCCCCCUCCCUUCACUGCACCCAUGGAGGGGAAAGGUUCCCGCCCGAAGAACAUGACCCCAUACAGGUCCCCGCCACCCUACGUCCCUCCUUAACGAAGGGGAGGCUCUCGGGGGGAGAAGGGGCCUCCAGCUCCACGCCAGUGCUGUUUGUGGGCCGGCAGCUCCCUCGCCAGCCGGGAACCCCAAACCCCAGCCCGCUCCCCAGCAGGCCCUCCCCAGCUGCGCCUGCCGCACCGGAGCGCUCGCAGGACUCGGGGGGACACUUGUUUUAUUUUUGCCUAACAAGCUUUGGUUUUAUUUUAUUCAUAGAAAAAAAAAUCUCGGCUGAAACACGCCCUCCCAGCGGCUGGGCUCCUGGCCGGGGCCGGGGUGGCGGGCAGGGAGGGGGGACGGGACUGGGAUGGAACGGGACGGGGCGGGAGGAGCAGGCAGCACUGGGGUAGCACUCUGAGUCUCCGCUGUUUGCCUUUAACACUAACUGUACUGUUUUUUCUAUUCACGUGUGUCUAGCUACAGGACGUAACAUGAAAGGUAGCCUAAAAAUAAUUAAAUUCAAGGGACUUUCUGAAGUCGAUGUUUUAAGUUUUUACAUUUAAUCUGCUGUUUACCUAAACUGGGCUAUGUAGUUUUGGGGAGGAGAGGACAGUGCUGUGCUGCAGGCAAGCUCCAGGGGCAAUUCAGGGGACACCCUCAAGGACAGCCAGCCCUCCUCCUCAGGGGAAUCAGUUAAUUGGUUCGGGGUUUGAUUCUUUCUUUUUUUUCCUUAAUCAAAGAAAUCCUCUUUUUCUCAUACAUCAUACAGUAGUCAUUGGUUGAGUCAAGAUUGGCUUUGGGGUACUUAUGGCUAAGCAGGGGGCAGCUGCCCAUGCCUCAAGGUGCUGCAGCACUGUGCUGGGUGGGGGGGAGUUCAGCAGGCCCCACUCCACAUCAGCUCCUCCACUUUCCACACAGCACUGGGCAGGGGAGGGGCAACGUUUUUAGCAAGCCCCCUCCCCACGAAGUGUUUUGGCAAAGGGUGCUUGCUCUGUGGGACCUCUUUGUCUGGACUCUUCCAUGAGAGCGGUGCUGGAACGGCCUCAGGGCCACAUGCCUCUUCCCGGCUGCUCCACGCUGGGACGUUAUGGGGAAAGAUAAAAACUGAAAAAAAAAACAAAAAACAAAAAAUCAAAAAAGAAAGUGCCAGGACUAGCGAAUAGGUGGGGGAAAAAUCAGCGAACUCUCGAAUCUAAUUUUUUUACUAAAUUUUUGAUACAGCCUCCAGUUGUUUUAUUAAAAAAGACUUAAACACCGGUGUACCGCUACCAGCAGUUUGUACCAGCUUAGCUUCCCCGGGCCGCCGCCCGGCACCCACCGUCCUGCUCGGGCCGAGCCGCGGGGCCCCCCCGGCCGCCUCUUCCUUCACCUUGUUGCUGUUCUUUUUUCUCUCUCGACUCAUCCGAAGCAUGGAGUUAUUGGUGUUUGCCCCGAGCGGUCCUCGGCAAGGGGACGAGCCAGCCCUGUGCGCCGGGGAGGGUCCCAGCGCACACAAAGCCAUACCCACCCGUCCUCCGCGGGGCUGCGCGUCGCCGCGGCCCGGUGAGCGGCUGAGUGGGCAAGGCCCCGCCUGCCUCUGCUUGCGGGGCUCUUCCCUCGCCCUCUCCGGGCUGGCCGGGGGGAGGCGAGGGGCCCGGGCGGGAGCCGGUGGGUGCUCACUCCUCUGCCCCCUCACCUCACGCUCUGAUUUCGGCGUCGCGGGGGUGGUUUCCGCGUUGUGUAAACGUAUGGAGUCAAUAAACCGUGUGCUUUACUACA